Molecule: messenger RNA, 1836 nt
Organism: Scatophagus argus
Lineage: Eukaryota; Metazoa; Chordata; Actinopteri; Scatophagidae
Exons: 10
Coding region: 102-1388 (428 amino acids)
Molecular function (GO): structural molecule activity
Source: RefSeq, a predicted model, not a curated record
CUGCAUAUAAGCACACCUGUAGCAUCAGCAGCACAGAGCCUGCUGUAUCCCUGUGGAUCCCACUGCACUCCCACUAUCUGAAGAUAACCCUGCCACCCAUCAUGGCCUCCAGCAUGUCGGUGAAGAGUUACUCCAUGAGCCGUCAGCCAUCCUUCUCCAGUCGUUCUCUGAUGGAGACGGGCCGUGCUCGCUCCCGUGCUUCGGUCUCUUUCGCCGCCGCCAGCCCGCUCAGCCGUUCAGUCUCUAUAAGCCAGGAUCUCAACGGGCCAAUGAGCCUCCAACUUAACGGGGUGCACGGAAACAGCACCAACGACAAAGAAGCCAUGCAGAAUCUCAACAACCGCCUGGCCAACUACCUGGACAAGGUGCGUUCACUGGAGCGCUCCAACGCAGACCUGGAGAUGAAGAUCAAGCAGCUGAUGCUCGACCGCAUUCCCAAAGGUCAUGACCUUGACUCCAUGAUGGCCCAAGCUCAUGCUGUUGAGCAAGAGGUGAGGAAGAAGACCUUGGAGAACGCUCGUCUCAUGUUAGAGAUCGAUAAUGCUAAACUGGCUGCUGAUGACUUCAGAAUCAAGUGGGAGACUGAGCUGGUGAUGUGUCAGUCUGUGGAGCGAGACUGUGUGGCUCUGAAAAAGGCCAAGACCGACCAUGAGCAGAUCAUCGCCUCCCUCAGGGGAGAUCUGGACAGCCUGAAAGAGGAACUUUACUUCCUUAAGAAAAACCAUGAGGAAGAACUGGAGCAGAUGAAGUCUCGUAUUGCCAGAGAUGAAGUGAAUGUGGAGGUGGACUCUGGUCCCAGCGGACCAGAACUGGGCACCAUUCUGUCUGGCCUACGUUCCCAGUAUGAGGGGAUUGUCAAGAAGAACAAGGACCAAGCAGAGCUGUGGUACCGCAAGAAGCUGGACACAGUGCAGAGCGAAGUGAAGGAAAGCAACGAGGCUCUGAGAGGAGCUCAGAGUGAGCUGGUCGAGAGGCAGCGCUUCUUGCAGACCCUGGAGGUGGAGCUGGAGAGUCUGCACAAGCAGAUAGCAGCACUGGAAGGUAACCUGGGUGAGACGGGUCAGAAAUACUCUGGUGAGAUGGAGCGACUGCAGGCCACCCUGAGCCAGCUUGAGGACGACCUCUCCCAGCUCAGGCUGGACAUGCAGCGCACCAAGACCGACUAUGAGCAGCUCCUCCGCAUUAAGCAGAACCUGGAAAUGGAGAUCGCCACCUACCGGCGUCUGCUGGAGGGAGAGGAAACAGUCAAGGAAGUCCCUCCACCACCAAAAAAAGAGCCUGAUGUUCGCACCAGAAAGAUUGUGAAGGUGGUGACUCAGACGAUGGUCAACGGCAAAGUGGUGGAUGAAUCCAGCGAGGUGGAACAGAUUGAGGAGACCAAGAAAUAAACACAGGAAGGAGGAAGUGAAGAUGAAAAUUAAGACAGAAAGUGAAACAAAGAUUUGCAGAGAGAGAGAGAAAAAAGGGAAGAAAAGGACAUUUUGGGGAACAUUUUGCUCAAUAAUGAAUAUUUUGUGUUUUCAGAGAAAUGUUUUCCCACACUAGACCUAUCAGUAAUACUUUGAUUAGCUGAUUGUUUCUGGAGAAGCAGUCUGUGCCGCCUUAGCUCUGCAUGCUUAUACCAACUUUGAAUAGAGAUAUGUGUGUGUGUGUGUUUGUGUGAGAACAACUGACUAACUGUGUUCGUACUGUUAUACUAACAAGAUGCUGUGUAGUUAAAUACAUAUUUAUUUACUUUAGUAAAUGUAAUAAGACACACUUUUACAAGAAUAUCAUUUAAUUGUAUUUGCUGUUGUUGUGUUUGUAUACUGUCUAAAUAAAAUUUCUUUAAUCCAU